CUCAGAGUUAACAAUUGGAUUUAGUAAAUUUAGUAAACCAGAUCUAUCACCGACCGUAUUUCAUAUCAAGAUAAGGCCCCCGCAGUAUUUGAUGUUAUCUCUGCCAUGGGGUGACUUGCAGUGACGAACUGCCCUCGUGAUAAGAGAGACAUCAUCCCUUCUUCCUCUCUCUCCUCCCCUCUCCUCCUCUUCUUCUCUCUUCCCAUCUCUCUCUCCCUCUCCUUCUUCAUCACUGCCAUCAUGCCUCCUCCUCUUUUGCGUCAGAUCACUGCAAUCGCCCUCCCCGACCACUGCGAGCCAUCGUCGCCCUACUUAGCCGCCCUCUCCUCCUACCUCCACAUAUGCCUUCCCACGCCGCUCGCCCUCAUCUCCUCCCUCCUGGGUACUCUCAGCAUCGUCUCAUGGCUGUUUGCUCAAAUCCCCCAGAUAUAUAAGAACUACCAGCUCCAGUCUACCGCUGGUCUCUCUGCUUUCUUCCUCAUUGAAUGGUGCUUGGGCGAUUCGGCGAACCUGGUGGGCUCGCUGCUCACGCGACAGGCCGGUUGGCAAGUCGUUGUUGCGGCCUACUAUGUCCUGGUUGAUAUCACCCUGGUGGCUCAGUUCUUCUGGUACACUCAUGGCCAGAGGAAGUGGAGACGGUACGCACGCGACCAUCCGCCUCACUCCCGUCGGAAUCCGCCUGGUUCGGGCGUCUUGGAAGGCGUCUCUCUGCCUGAGGAUGACCACGGCGCUUCUGCGUCUCGAUCGCCUUCGGAGCUGUCCCCACGAUCACUCCCCAAGGAUGUCGAUCCCCCGAAGAAGCCGAUCGUCGACGUCCUAGCCGGCCCAUCGCCGUCUUAUUCCCAUAACGAGAAGAAGCACUCCUUCGCUUCUCGCAGAACUGUCGCCGGGAACGGGUCCAGUCUCUCAACCCGCACGGUCCUCCUGACGUCAAUGCUCUGCGCUGUCCUGGCCAAUGCAGCCCCGACAGAGCCUCAUUUGCAGUCUGCAUCACCGUUCACCGCUGCAUCCGAGUCCUCCACCCUCGAGAUCAUCGGCCGUGUCGCCUCCUGGAUUUCUUCCGUCCUGUACCUCUUCUCGCGCCCGCCCCAGCUCUACAAGAACUAUCGCCGGAAAAGCACAUCUGGCUUGUCCCCCUUGCUCUUUAUGGCAGCCUUCUGCGGAAAUUUUUUCUACUCGGCCUCACUCCUCACAAACCCCAACGCCUGGUUUGAUUUCCCCCCCUACGGUGGCGGAGGGUGGGCCAGUGUCGACGGUAAUUCCCGUGUCGAGUGGAUCGUACGCACCCUUCCAUUCUUUCUCGGCGCUGCGGGCGUUCUGGCGCUAGACGCUUUCAUGGGCGUGCAGUUCCUUGUGUACGGUGAGGGCGAGCCUGUGAUUAUGGUCGACGUGGGUGAUGAGGAUGGGAAAGGAGAACAGACGAGCCAUUGGACGGCCGUCAGAGGGUGGAUGAGAGGGUGGAUCCCUUCUGUCUCCCCAGACCGAGGAUCUAUCGCUGAGGCUUCCGAGGAGGAAGCCGCUCUCUUGCCAGACGAACGUCCGCGCAAUGCAUACGGCGCUAUUUGACUUAUGAAGCAUGGAUAGAGUUAUAUCGCUUAUACAUACGAAGUGUUUUCAUUUUGAUUUUCUGCGUUGCCAACGACACAAGACGAAACAGGUCAUGACACUCUUCGUUUGAUUCAUUGCAUUCCCCAUGUUAUGGUGAGAGGCGUUCUGGUCAACGACGAGGUUCAGUAUAUUUAUUUUAUUUCAAUUCCGUUUGCUGAUUAUUGUUUUUCUUCCUGGCUUGCUUACUUGUUUACUGGCGUCAAUGUGUUUUAUCAACUGUGGUUGUUUCUCUUUACAGAUUACAGAGCAUGCAUAUUCAGAUACCCAGGACUACACGCAUCCUUCUAUGGAAUAAUGCAGCUAGUUCCUACAUAUCUUUAUAAUCGUCCCUGUGCACAAAGAUUGCCUACAUCGUACGAGUCCUAGUGUGGUACAAUAAAUAGCUUUAAACUCA
Monascus purpureus is the source of this 2002-nucleotide messenger RNA. The record is from the annotation of a GenBank genome assembly. NCBI's taxonomy places the organism in Eukaryota, Fungi, Ascomycota, Eurotiomycetes, Eurotiales, Aspergillaceae.